Necator americanus (New World hookworm) is the source of this 612-nucleotide messenger RNA. RefSeq lists its product as uncharacterized. The record is from RefSeq and is a predicted model, not a curated record. The coding region runs from base 1 to 612 and encodes 203 amino acids. Gene Ontology annotation, cellular component: cytoplasm. Gene Ontology annotation, molecular function: RNA binding; translation initiation factor activity. Gene Ontology annotation, biological process: translational initiation. The transcript is spliced from 5 exons. NCBI's taxonomy places the organism in Eukaryota, Metazoa, Nematoda, Chromadorea, Rhabditida, Ancylostomatidae.
AUGCCGAAGAAUAAGGGAAAGGGAGGAAAGAACAGGAGAAGAGGGAAGAACGAAAAUGAUUUCAUGAAACGGGAACUGGACACGAAGGACGUUGGUCAAGAAUAUGGCCAGGUUUCAAAAAUGCUUGGUAAUGGUCGAGUAUUGGCGUUUUGUUUUGACGGGAAACAAAGAGUGUGUCAUAUUCGAGGGAAGUUAAGGAAGAAGGUUUGGAUCAACACCGGAGACAUCAUCCUCGUUGGACUUAGGGAUUACCAAGAUGACAAAGGAGAUGUUAUCCUGAAGUAUACACCAGACGAAGCUCGUCGAUUGAAAGAAAAGAAUGAACUGCCCGAACACGCAAAAAUCAAUGAAAAUGAUGAACAAGAGGAAGGAGAGAUUGAAUUCAGAGAUCUCGGUGCUGAAUCUGGAGAAGAGGAGGGCGAAGAAGAGGACAACAAUAUGCCCUCAAGUGGCAGUGAGGAGAGUGAGGAGGAAAGCGAAGAGGAAGAGGAAGAAGGCAGUGAUAGUGAUGAAGAUUCUGAUAAUUUCGUAAAUGAGGAAGAUUUGGCGCGUGGACGAGGAUUGAAGCCCAGUGGACGUGGUGGCAGAAAUAAAUAUAAUAAGAGGAGAUGA